UUUGUCCCUCUGUCCUAGCCGUAUAGUCCUCAACAAUAUGGCGACUUUCAUGUAAGCCACGCUGGUAAUAAAUAAACGUUUUUUUGUAGCUUGGCUUCUUUACUUUCCAAAAACAAUUACUUUCCAGAGGAAAACUAAAAACUGAAACGCAGCAAUGUCGGGAAGAAACAACAACAAGUUACCAACAAAUCUGCCACAGUUACAGAAUCUUAUCAAAAGAGACCCCCAGUCCUACACGGAAGAGUUUCUGCAGCAGUAUCGACACUACCAGUCCAAUAUUCAAGUCUUCAAACUUCAGCCUGACAAACCUAAUAAGGAACUGUCAGAUCUGGUUAUGUUCCUUGCCCAGGUUGGACACUGCUAUAAAGAUCAUCUGUCCGGUUUCCCUCAUGAGUUGACUGAUCUCCUGUUAAGCCAUCAUACAGUCCUUGAACCUGACCUGCGAAUGACGUUCUGCAAGGCGCUCAUCCUCCUGAGGAACAAGGACCUGAUCAACCCGACCGGCCUGCUGGAGCUCUUCUUCGAGCUCCUGCGCUGUCACGACAAGCUGCUGAGGAAGACUUUGUUCAUGCACAUCGUGGCGGACAUCAAGAACAUCAACGCCAAGCACAAAAACAACAAAGUCAACACGACCUUGCAGAACUUUAUGUACACCAUGCUGAGGGACAGCAAUGCUCUGGCUGCUAAAAUAUCUCUGGACAUUAUGAUUGAGCUGUACAAAAGAAACAUCUGGAAUGAUGCCAAAACAGUAAAUGUAAUAACAACAGCGUGUUUUUCCAAAGUCGCAAAGAUUCUGGUGGCUGGCCUAAAGUUCUUCCUGGGCAAAGAUGAGGAUGAGAAGAAAGACAGCGAUUCGGAGUCAGAGGAGGAGGGUCCUUCGGCAAGAGACAUCCUGGUAAGAUAUUCGACAGGGAAGAAGAGCACAAAGAACAAGAAGAAGAUGGAAAAGGCCAUGAAAGUGCUGAAGAAACACAAGAAGAAAAAACGUGUAGAAGUCUUCAACUUCUCUGCUAUUCAUCUGAUACACGAUCCACAAGAUUUUUCCGAAAAGCUCUUCAGGCAGCUGGAGGACUCCAAAGAACGCUUCGAGGUCAAGAUAAUGACGAUGGAGCUGGUCUCCAGAUUGGUUGGAAUCCACGAGCUUUUCCUGUUCAACUUUUACCCGUUUCUGCAACGUUUUCUCCAGCCCCAUCAAAGAGAGGUCACCAAGAUCCUCUUGUGUGCGGCACAGGCAUCACAUCAGCUGGUUCCUCCAGAGAUCAUUCAAUCUGUGGUCAUGACGAUAGCGAACAACUUUGUCACGGACCGGAACUCAGGAGAAGUGAUGACUGUCGGCAUUAAUGCCAUCCGGGAGGUGACCGCCCGCUGUCCCCUGGCCAUGACCGAAGACCUGCUGCAGGACCUGGCUCUGUACAAGACCCACAAAGACAAGAAUGUGAUGAUGUCGUCUCGUGGACUGAUCCAGCUCUUCAGGAAUCUGAACCCGGGCAUGCUGCAGAAGAAAUACAGGGGGAGACCCACGGAGGCUUCCACUGAGGCUCGGAUCCAGGAUUACGGGGAGCUGGAGGCCAAAGACUUCAUCCCUGGAGCCGAGGUUCUGGAGGUGGAGGGGAAGGAGAAGGAGGGAGAUGAAGCAGAUGAAGAAGGCUGGGAGAGCGCCAGCAUGAGUGAUGAUGAUGAAGAUGGAGAAUGGGUUAACGUUCACCACUCUUCUGAUGAACAAGAACAAGGAGAGGUGGCAGAGAAGCUGCAGGCCAUGCCUCUGGAGGAGAGGAAGGCCCGGGCAGCCGUGGUCAGUGGCAGCCGCCUCCUCACGCAGGAUGACUUCAAAAAGAUCCGCAUCGCCCAGAUGGCAAAAGAGGUGAACUCCGCCCCGGGCAAGAGCCAGAAGAGGAAGGCUUUGGAUGACAGUGAUGAAGAGGCCAGAGGGGAGGUGCUUACACUGAGAAAUAUUGAGCGUCUGCACAAGAAACCGAAAUCUGAUAAAGAAACACGACUGGCAACCGCCAUGGCUGGUAGAACUGACCGGAAAGAUUUUGUCAAGAAGAAAUGCAAACUGAACCCCUAUGCCAGCACCACCAACAAGGAAAAGAAGAGGCAGAAGAAUUUCAUGAUGAUGAGGCAUAGUCGGAACGUUCGCACCAAGAGCAAACGAUCCUUCCGGGAAAAGCAGGUGGCCCUGAGAGAUGCUCUUUUGAAAAGAAAGAAAAUGAAGUGAAGUUGAAGUUUAUUACCACCACCUGUUUUAUGCCAUCUGCCUUUGCUUUUUCUGUAGAGCAUGUAAUAUCUAGUCCAAUUUUGUACAGGUAAUAAAGGAUUCUUGUUAAUCUAAUCAAA
Molecule: messenger RNA, 2337 nt
Organism: Conger conger (European conger)
Lineage: Eukaryota; Metazoa; Chordata; Actinopteri; Anguilliformes; Congridae
Gene: sdad1
Product: SDA1 domain containing 1
Exons: 22
Coding region: 155-2218 (687 amino acids)
Biological process (GO): ribosomal large subunit biogenesis; ribosomal large subunit export from nucleus
Cellular component (GO): nucleolus
Source: RefSeq, a predicted model, not a curated record